UACUGAGAUGUUUCUGCUAGUGGCUCUUCCAAGAGUCCUUCUGCUUUUGGGCUGGGCGUGCAGAUCAGAAGGCCUUUGCUCCCCCACCACGUUUUACGAAAACUGUUGGAUCCGACGAUUCCCAGGUCUUUCAAUUGAUGUGGAGCAUUCACAGAGGCGAGGGGCGCACAUCCUCAACAUUUAUGCUGCGUCCACUGCAGGACACUGCAGCCGAGCCUGCUGCAUCCUCAAAGACGUUUCCUGUAACUUGGCUGUUUUCUACUACGAAACCAAUAUCCAGGAUAUGAACUGCAUUCACGUGUACUGCCCAGCGCUGGAAAGCUGCAUAGUGAAACCCACAGGCGGUGUGGUCCUCUACAAUAUUACGCCAGGGGUCGAUCCUGAUCUUCUUGUUUUUGAGAAGCUCUCGUUCAAAGAUAUCAACACCAGGUCUUCUUUUAGUAAGUGGGAGAGGCAUGGCGGGGCACGGGUUGCUGGCCUAGAAACAAACCAGGAUGGACUGUCCUCCCCAAGUUUCCUUCUCCUGGAGGCCCCCCCUCUCACAACAGCCCCAAGGCCAGCUGCAGAGAGGAGUAGCAGGAGCUCAGGAGUCGCUGCUGCCGACAGGAAUUCACCCGUCACGUUUAUGGCGUUGGCUUCAGUGACGGACCAUUCUGUGAAAGCUGCAGAGGCUCUUUCAGGGAGGAAUAGCUCCACGACUGCUUCAGACAAUGCCAGGGCGUCUCCCGUCUCUGGACUUGCGCCCAUUCAGAUGGCAUCGCUAUCACCCGGUGUGGUCCUUCCAGAUAACAGCAAACACUUGAACGAAACCAAAGUCUACAGCGGAAGGAACAACAGUUCCAAUGAGGAAGGCCAGCAGCCGGUGCAGGAGGUCACGGGAAGGGGGACCUGGUUGCUUCUGACCGUGCUUUGUUCUUUGCUGGCCUUCACGUGCUGCUGCUGCAGCAUCUUUUGGGCAACAGGAUGCUCCUGGAAGAAGAGAGGCCGCUAUAAACCGAGGCAGAAAGGAAGGUCAGCGUCCAAGCAAUUCAUAAAAUACAAUGCCAUUAAAAAUAGUUUUAAUGGUCGAACAUUCCAAAUUCAGCAGGAAUGGAAGGACUGAUAUUCCAAACAGGGGAUGUGGACUCAUGGGGGCAGAAAGAAAAAUGUUAACUGUUUUACUUUAGAGAGAUUUAAUCCAUGUUGAAUGGAUAUUUAACCAUUAAACUAGAAUAUUCUUAUUACAGAAUGGAGAACAAUUCUAGCUGGGAAUCUUCCGAGAGCAAAACCACUGGUUUGGCUACUCCAAGCUCAGAGUAGAACCUUCACGUUCGCAGAAUUUUGUUCCAAUCUUAGGAAAAAAACGUACUGGUUUCGUACUGAAGACAAAGCAAUAACCAGGGAAGUGUGUUUUUCAUGUUUUUCAGGGGGUGUUCAAGUGAAUCUGUGUCAUGCCGCUCUUUUGGGGGGCUUCUGUGACUUUUUUUUUGUAGACACGCUGCAAAAAACCUAGAUGAAACCAUGCUUAGACUGUAUGUAAUGGGAUUUGUUUCUUCAUUCUUUUAUAAAAAUAAUUUCCUUGGCCAAUUUUACAGUAGCUUAAGAAGUAGUUAGCAGCUAGUCUAGACUAUCACUCCUGCCACAUGUGUGGCUAGAAAAGUAGAAUGAAGGAGUGCAGGGCUUGUUCUGGGGGUCUGUUUGUCCUCUAUGGUAGAACAUUCAGUAUAGUUCGAGUCUGGUUCCUCUGGACCAUAGUCAGCUCAGAACAAUAUAAAUGGUAGUCUUACCCUGAUCUCAAAUCUUUUCCAUUUCAUGCAUGCCUUUCAUUCUUAUCUCUGCUCAGCAGAUCCUCAACUCAGGUUUCUUUAGAUAGUUAUCUUCGUACUGGACCUUUGGAAGACUGAAGUUGCUUAAGCCUGUUAAGGGAGUCCAUGAUUAAGAGGCAAGAUCAACGAAGUCAACCCUGGUAUACAGGCAUUUAUUGCAGGCUAAAAGCUAUCAACACAGUACUGAUGUUCAGUCUUAAGUAUCUUUUCCAGUUAUUUAUUUUGCAGGUAAUGUGCAAAUUGCAGUUGUCACUGCCGUUAUAAUCUUACAAGCUGUUUACACAGUUCCAUUUCUUCUCCGCAGUUUAUUUCCAAUGCCUGCAAGCAGCCUCAUCCAGAAGUCCUUGCUGGCUUUUUCCUACCUUUCUUUUUACUUUUCACAAAUCAAGCUAUAUAUUUCUCCUCCCCAAAGACCCAGUGUCUUUGCACAUAAAGAUAUUAUAAUGUAUUUCCAUCAUAAUCAUGUUGAAUUCUGGCCAUUGACCGUAAGACUGACAUAAGGCUACAUACAAGGUGAAAUUCUGAGCAUGCUUGUCUCUUUCUCACACCCGGUUAUGCCAAACAAAAAGUUUUUUAGAAUAGCAUUGCCUAUUGCAAGGUAUGAAAGUUCUAGCUUCCACAGACAAUAUUUUUAUACAGAAAACUGAUCCAUCUGAUGUGAAAUCUUAAAAUGUGCAGGCUACUGGAUUAAAAGAUUUUUCUCUAGUAUCUAUUUAGCAAUCUGAUGAUUUAGAAUAGAUAACAUCUUCAUUCUACUUUGAAGUACUCCAAAUUAAAAAGGAGGGUCUGCAAAUCUUGGAAAGGCAUGCUUCACUGAUAUAAGACCACUUAAAAACCAAGGUAGAGCCAUCACACACUUUGAAAAACUGGCUUCUAUGGAUCUGGAGCAGCAGCGUCUGUUGGACUGAAGCAGCCUGAUCAACGUUGUCUUGAUCUUCUUCAGAAGCAAA
Molecule: messenger RNA, 2755 nt
Organism: Python bivittatus (Burmese python)
Lineage: Eukaryota; Metazoa; Chordata; Lepidosauria; Squamata; Pythonidae
Gene: MANSC4
Product: MANSC domain containing 4
Biological process (GO): epidermis development; extracellular matrix organization; epithelium development
Cellular component (GO): plasma membrane
Molecular function (GO): serine-type endopeptidase inhibitor activity
Source: RefSeq, a predicted model, not a curated record